Messenger RNA from Prorocentrum cordatum, 441 nucleotides. NCBI's taxonomy places the organism in Eukaryota, Dinophyceae, Prorocentrales, Prorocentraceae. The record is from the annotation of a GenBank genome assembly.
AUGCCGCGCCCCGCCGGCCCGACCAGCGCGGCGCUUGACCCGCACCAGUUCGCCACUCUCGGGGGCGAGGCUGAGCUCCGCGACGCGGUCUCCGGCUGGCUGUGCAAACUGCGUGAGUUUUUCGGACCGAAGCAGGGCGAUGGCCGCGCGCGGCUCACGGCCCUCUUUGCCUCGUGCUGCCAUUCGGAGGUCGACCUCCACAACGCCGCCAUGGCGAUGGGGGUGCAGAACAGGGGCCAGGGCAAGGUCGUCACGCAUGCCACGCGCCCUCUUUUCGAGGCGCACAUUGAGGAGCUGCUGCUCUUCUUCGGCCCGGUCACGGAGAUCAGGGGCCCCGAGCCGAAGGCCGCGGCGCCGGGGCUGCUCUCGGCCCCAGUGCAGCGCUUCAGUGCACGCGAGCUGCUGCGCCAGCCCCGGUCGGCGUCGGGUGAUGGCAGCUAA